Messenger RNA from Toxorhynchites rutilus septentrionalis, 3864 nucleotides. RefSeq names its product intraflagellar transport protein 122 homolog (gene Oseg1). NCBI's taxonomy places the organism in Eukaryota, Metazoa, Arthropoda, Insecta, Diptera, Culicidae. Bases 210 to 3710 code for a protein of 1166 amino acids. The transcript is spliced from 7 exons. Gene Ontology annotation, cellular component: intraciliary transport particle A; non-motile cilium. Gene Ontology annotation, biological process: non-motile cilium assembly; intraciliary retrograde transport; protein localization to cilium. Gene Ontology annotation, molecular function: protein binding. The record is from RefSeq and is a predicted model, not a curated record.
AUUUUGGCGUGUUUCAUUCAUAGAGAGGGCAAAAAGCGUAGAAGCGCGUAGGAAUAACUGUAUCAGCCGUGGUUGCGAAGAAAUGUCAAACAUGAGUGUUUGUUUCUAAACAAGUUUUAAGCAAGCAUAAGUUUAAACAAGCAGGUGAUUCAAAUGGCUUAAAAUUGUGUCUGUAAUGGAUGGAUAAUCAUAACGCAUAGUUAAUAAACAUGAGGGCUAUACCGAAGUGGGUUGAAAAAAUCCAUGAUCCGAACGAGAAGAACGAUAUCGCCAGCAUUCAUUCGACCUGUUUUCAUCCGGAAGGAUUACAGCUGGUGGUGGGAGCAGGAGACAAGGUGCUGGUGUACGAUCCAGCCGAUGGAAGCAUAAUAAGUUCUUUGAAGGGCCACAAGGAUACGGUUCAUUGUGUGGCCUACGCAAGAGAUGGGAAGAAAUUUGCCUCUGGAAGUGCGGACAAAACAGUUAUCAUUUGGACGAAUAAAUUGGAGGGAUUGCUGAAAUUCUCUCACGGAGAUUCGGUCCAAUGUCUUUCCUUCAACCCUAUUUCUCACCAGUUGGCAUCAUGCGCGGUGUCAGACUUUUCCUUCUGGUCCUCGGAGCAGAAAGCGGUUCAGAAGUACAAAACGGUGGCAAGGAUAAACGCUUGCGCUUGGACGAACGAUGGGCAGUACAUUGCGCUGGGGAUGGCCAACGGAACUAUUUCCAUCCGGAACAAGGCGGGUGAGGAGAAGAACAAAAUCGAACGCCCGGGUGGCGUGAACAGUCCCAUAUUCGGGUUGGCUUGGAAUCCGCCGUCCAGUGGAUCGGCUGACAUCCUGUGUGUUAUCGACUGGAGUCAGACGCUGUCAUUCUACUCGCUCGGGGGACAAUCCAUUGGGAAGGAGCGAGUUUUCAACUUUGAUCCGCUAUGCUUGAGCUUUUUCCCCGAUGGAGAGUUUUUAAUUAUCUCCGGUUGCAAUAAGGCGUUGCAGCUGUUUACCCGUGACGGAAUUCGACUCGGGAUGUUGGGUGAACCGCACGAGUCUUGGAUUUGGGCUACAGCUGUGCACCCAACGGGGAACACGAUUGUUGUCGGUUGUCAGGAUGGGUCUCUCGCAUGCUACAGUUUGGUUUUUAACACCGUUCACGCCCUGUACCGUGAGCGGUACGCAUUCAGGGAAAACAUGUGUGACGUUAUCAUACAGCAUUUGGUUUCCGGACAGAAAGUUCGUAUAAAAUGUCGCGAUCUGGUGCAUAAGAUAGCUAUCUAUCGAAAUCGCUUGGCGGUUCAGUUGCCGGAACGGGUUGUUCUGUACGAGCUGAGCUCAGCCGAAAACCAACCGAUGCAUUACAAAGUCAAGGAAAAAAUUGCUAAAAAGUUCAAUUGUAGCUUGCUGGUAGUCUGUGCCCAACAUUUGGUUCUUUGCCAGGAGAAGAAAUUGCAGAGUCUGGACUUUAAUGGAACUCUGCAGCGGGAAUGGAUUAUGGACAGUUUCAUUCGAUACAUCAAAGUAACGGGAGGACCUGCCGGAUGUGAAGGUCUUCUGCUAGGGUUGAAGAGUGGCCAAGUUUGGAGAAUAUUUUUGGAUAAUUCCCUCCCAAUAUUGGUCACCACAGUGCUGUCAUCGGUUCGAUGUCUGGAUCUGAAUGCUACCCGGACAAAACUUGCCGUUGUGGAUGAUGCUGGACGGCUGGUAGUUCGUGAUCUGAUGAGUGAUACGAUGCUUUAUCAAGAUUCGAAUGUCAACUCGGUAGCGUGGAAUACUCACCUGGAGUCAAUGCUUUGCUAUUCUCACACAACGGGAGGUUUAAGCGUGAGGGUUGGGUCUCUUCCCCCCAGGAGUCCCCAAUCGAUGCUUGGAGUAGUAGUGGGACUGUGUGGUGCAACAGCGUUUUGUUUGCGCGGAAACGUGAUGAGCAAUGUCCCACUUGCUUUGGGAGCUACGAUGUGGCAAUUCGUAGAGGCCGGAUUAUUCGAGGACGCCUAUCAAGUAGCUUGUUUAGGAGUGCCACUGUCGGAUUGGGAAGGUUUAGCGCAAACCGCUUUGGAGAACCUGAACUAUCAGGUAGCACGGGAUGCUUAUGUGAAAGUACGAAACCUGCCUUGGCUUGAACUAAUCCACGAUCUCAAAGAAAGACAAAAGCGCGGCGAUACUUCCAAAGAGGUUCUUCUGGCAGAUACGUACGCUUUUAUGGGUAAAUUCAAGGAAGCCGCUCGUUUGUACCAAAAAUCGGGCAAUAACAGUAAAGCGCUGGCAAUGUACAGCGAUCUGCGUAUGUUCGACCUGGCGCAGGAAUUCCUAAAGGAAGGAAGCGCUGCUGAUAAGAAGGAGCUGAUUAGGAGGAGGGCAGAGUGGGCAUGUUCAGUGCACGAACCAAGAGCCGCCGCUGAGCUGCUGCUCUCUGCGGGUGAGUCUGAACGAGCUAUUGAAAUUGUGGCCGAACAAGGUUGGACGGAUGUUCUAUUGGAUAUUGGCAGACGCAUAAAUGCUUCCGAGAAAAAACCUCUUGAGCUGAUCGCAAGUCAUUUGAGAAGAUUAAAAGCAUUGCCACUAGCAGCUGAAAUUUAUCGCAAACUCGGAGAGGAAGAACAAGUUGUGCAGCUGCAUGUAGAGGCGAGAGAUUGGCCGGAGGCUUUUCGAUUAGCCGAACAUUUGCCGAAAAUACUUCCACAAAUUCAUUAUCAGCAUGCUCAAUGGCUUGCUGAAUCGGAUCAGUUUAUUGCGGCUCACGAGGCAUAUGUGCUCGCAGGAAAACCUAACGAAGCCACACAAUUGUUGCGUAACCUUGUAGAGUGUGCGGUAUCUGAAGAACGGUACCUGGAUGCUGGAUAUUAUACGUGGUUGAGAGCCAAACAAAUAUUGAAGCUGCUCGAACUCGAGACUGUGUUGAUGGAACCCAAAAUUGCGGAAUAUAAAUCUCUGCUGAAGCUGGCUUCGAUUUUUUACGCCUAUAGUACUCUCAAUUCAUACUUGAAGGAACCGUUCACGAGUAGUCCGCCAUUAACGCUGUUCAAUACGAGUCGUUUCGUCGUGAAUCAAUUGAAUGGACCUUCGACCCCGAAAGGAAUUAGUUUGUUCGCAAUUUAUUACACACUCUCAAAGCAAGCUAAAGUUCUAGGAGCAAACAAAUUACACCUCCAGAUCAACAACAAACUUCAAUCGCUGAAGGCUCCUCCUGGUAUUCAAGAACAGGUUGAUAUAAGUUAUAUAACGAGCAGAGCUUGCCCUGGGGGCUUCAAUGACCCAGAGGAGUACCUUCCAAUGUGCUACAGGUGUUCAAAUUACAGUCCCCAUCUACAUGGCAAUCGCUGUCCAAACUGUCAGCAAGAAUAUGUAUUCUCAUAUGUGUCAUUUGAGAUUCUGCCGCUGGCGGAGUUCUCCCCUAAUCCAGAUGUCCCUGAGCAGGAAGCCGAAAGGUUAUUGAUGGCACCUCCAAAAGUGAAUAAGUAUGAACAAACCGAUCAAUUUAUCACGGAGGAUAUAAUCGACACAUUUCCAGUCAACAUGGAUCGGGAUGCACUACGAGCGGUUGAUCCACGGGAAGUUAUCAUCAUCAAAGGCCCGAAGCCUUUGCCUACGAAAUACUACAGAAAUCUUCUCCCUGAGUUGCAGAUAACUGUCUGUCCGGAAUGCAAUCAUGCGUUUCAUUCGGAGGAUUUCGAGCUGCAAUUCCUGCAGAAGGGCUACUGUCCGUUCUGCAGAACACCAGAGGAUAGUAUUGUUACCUAAAAGUACGAUGUCUUUGCCCAAGGAAGAUACACAACAAAUACGACACCACCAAUGGUUGAUCUCAAUUCCGUCCUUAAAUACUUAGAAUGUGAUGUUUUGUAAGAUUGUACUAUUUAUUAAUAUAGUUGCACAUUUGAUUGGUAAUAAAUGCAUU